This is a messenger RNA of Strongylus vulgaris, 660 nucleotides long. The record is from the annotation of a GenBank genome assembly. Lineage: Eukaryota; Metazoa; Nematoda; Chromadorea; Rhabditida; Strongylidae.
AUGCAGACUCUUUCAAGGCAGUCUUUAGUUCAAACAAUGCGAAUAAAACGCGAAGCUGAGUUUUCGUGUUGCUCCUGUGGCAUAGGCCCUCAGGGCCCUAUCGGUCCAGCAGGUCCCGAUGGAGAACCUGGUGCUGAAGGAAAGCCAGGACAACCAGGACUACCUGGGCCAGACGCUGAGGACCACAAAGCUGUGCCCAAACCAGAAGAUUUCUGCUACGUUUGCGAGCCAUCCCCUCCAGGACCACCCGGACCUCCUGGCUUAAGAGGGCCACCAGGGCCAUUUGGUGAGAUAGGAGAGCGUGGACCAAUGGGAAAAAUAGGGCCACCAGGCCCAGCAGGACCAAUGGGAGUGUCUGGUUCAGAUGGAGAUUUGGGUGAACCUGGACCGCCUGGCCCACCUGGAACAACUCAAACGCUGUCAUCACCGAUGGGCGAAAUUGGGUUGGAAGGUCCAGAAGGGCCACCUGGCCCUCCAGGAGCUCCUGGAAGAGCUGGAAAUCCAGGAAUAUCUGGUUUGCCUGGAUUAGACGGUGAUCCUGGAAAUGAUGGACAUCCUGGUAUGGAUGGAGCCUUAGGCCCACCAGGGCAGUCGGGACAUAUCGGAAUGAGAGGAUCAUGUGGACACUGUCCCAUAGCUCGCACACCACCAGGCUAUUAG